AUGGAGGGCGUAUCGCUGCUGGAGCGAUACCUGGAGAGCUGCAGCGGGCAGGAUGACUUCUCCACUAGUCCUCAUCUGUUCACUCCUAUGAGCCCUUAUGAUUUAGAACUUCCAAUUCAAGCAUCUUCCCAGUUAAGUGAGUCCAAGGAGCUCCACACAGACUUCUCCUCCGUGGACCUCAGCUUUCUCCCAGAUGUCACCCAAGACAACAAAGAACAAAGCCUCUCUGAGGAUGGUCAGGAAACCCAAAAAGAGCUUGAUGGGUCACUCCCAAGUAAGGAGGACAGUGGUGUUUUCAUGGAUGAGAGCAGCUUGUCACAUCCAGGUGCAGCUGAGCCAUCUCCUGAAGCUCCUGGCGUGUGUCCUCCCCUGACUCCGAUGACUCCGAUCACCCCGGCAACAUCUGCCUCAGAAAGUUCUGGAAUAGUCCCCCAGCUGCAGAAUAUUGUGUCAACUGUAAACUUGGCUUGUAAACUGGAUCUGAAGAACAUAGCUCUGCGUGCCAGAAAUGCAGAGUAUAACCCAAAGAGGUUUGCUGCUGUCAUCAUGAGAAUCAGGGAACCACGAACAACAGCCCUCAUAUUCAGUUCAGGAAAAAUGGUCUGCACAGGAGCAAAAAGUGAAGAGCAGUCGAGGCUGGCAGCCAGGAAAUACGCACGGGUGGUGCAGAAGCUCGGCUUCCCUGCCAAGUUCUUGGACUUCAAGAUCCAGAAUAUGGUGGGGAGCUGUGAUGUGAGGUUCCCCAUCCGCCUGGAGAGCCUGGUUCUCACCCACCAGCAGUUCAGCAGCUAUGAGCCUGAACUAUUCCCUGGCCUGGUUUAUAGGAUGGUCAAACCAAGGAUAGUGCUGCUGAUCUUUGUGUCUGGGAAAGUUGUACUGACUGGAGCAAAAGACCGUUCUGAAAUCUAUGAGGCAUUUGAGAACAUCUACCCCAUUUUAAGAGGCUUCAAGAAACCAUUGUGA
This is a messenger RNA of Melospiza georgiana, 963 nucleotides long. It is a transcript of the gene TBPL2, whose product is annotated as TATA-box binding protein like 2. The record is from RefSeq and is a predicted model, not a curated record. Gene Ontology annotation, molecular function: RNA polymerase II general transcription initiation factor activity; DNA binding. Gene Ontology annotation, biological process: DNA-templated transcription initiation. The coding region runs from base 1 to 963 and encodes 320 amino acids. The transcript has 7 exons. Lineage: Eukaryota; Metazoa; Chordata; Aves; Passeriformes; Passerellidae.